AUUUCUGUCGUUUCAACCCUUCAAAUUUCUCCUGCCUAACCUUCUUCUUCCUCUUCUGGUCCUCUCCUUCCUCCUUCUUUUUCCCUCUGGAGCCCCUUUUGCUAGUAGACCCAUAUGUUCAAUAUUGGGGAUGAACUCAUAAUUGAAGACUCCAGAAUUCCAUGGCUGAUAUGGAUUCAGAUUCUGGUCUUGUUCCUGCUCCUGCUCCUCCUGUAUUGUUUCAGCAUUUUCCCUUCAGAUCUCUCAGAUGCCACCAUUUUCUCUGCUUCAUCUUCCAUCUCCCACCACACCCAUCUCAACAAACCUCUUCCUAAGCAAAAUGGGAGCACCCCCACUACUGAUUGCUUGCUGCAAGCUGCCCAGGCAGGAGAAAACCAUAGCAUAAAAGGGGAGAUAGCGACAGACACGAGGAGGAGAGUUGUGAGAGGAGAAGACAUUGUAGAAAGGGAGAGCACUUCAUCAAAGGAUACAAACCCCAUUAGUUUUCACCCUUGUGAUUAUUUCAGGCUUGCUAAACUUGCAUUUCUUAAGUGUUUGGGUCUAGAUCCUUCAACAUCCGAACAAAGAAACGGAACUUAAUAUUGCAUUCACAUCUCUGUUUUCCUCUGUUAUUAAUUAGAGUAAGCUCAUCUAUUGGGCUUGAUUGAAAAGGUGAUACACAGAAAAUUGUAUAGUGAGGAAAAUGAAUUGAGAAUUGAACAAUUUUCUAAAGAAACAUGAAAAUUUGAUUAACAGUCUUGUAUGGGAAUAACAGGUGGAUACAGAUAAGAUAGAGAAAAUCAUUGAGGGUUGAGAAUGUGUAUAAACAGAUGUCACCAUG
Molecule: messenger RNA, 820 nt
Organism: Rubroshorea leprosula
Lineage: Eukaryota; Viridiplantae; Streptophyta; Magnoliopsida; Malvales; Dipterocarpaceae
Source: the annotation of a GenBank genome assembly